This is a messenger RNA of Thalassophryne amazonica, 2269 nucleotides long. Its product is annotated as retinoic acid receptor beta-like. Lineage: Eukaryota; Metazoa; Chordata; Actinopteri; Batrachoidiformes; Batrachoididae. Gene Ontology annotation, cellular component: transcription regulator complex; nucleus. The coding region runs from base 161 to 1594 and encodes 477 amino acids. Gene Ontology annotation, biological process: cellular response to corticotropin-releasing hormone stimulus; regulation of transcription by RNA polymerase II; retinoic acid receptor signaling pathway. Gene Ontology annotation, molecular function: nuclear glucocorticoid receptor binding; nuclear receptor activity; RNA polymerase II cis-regulatory region sequence-specific DNA binding. The record is from RefSeq and is a predicted model, not a curated record. The transcript has 8 exons.
CCGUCUGAGCACACGUGGCACCGCCCCCCUCCACCAUGCAGCUGUGGAGUGCUGAGGACAAAGUCAACCUGCUCCAGUCACACUAAGCACCGCACGGGCCCCCCGAUGGCCCCCCGGCCUCAGUGCGCUUCAGCUCGCUCAGCGUUCACCCAUUGGGGCCAUGAAGACAGCCAGCUGUGCUCAGCCGCCCAGCACUUCUGCACUGGACCAGAUGAGGCGCUACACACCUGGGAUGUAUCCUUUCCUUUUCCCAUCUGUCCUCAGCUCCCUGCCACAGCUGCCCCCACCAUCGCCACAGGGGGUAGAAAUCCAGCAGCCAUCCAGCAGCGACAGCACACCUUCACCAGUCGCCAUUGAAACACAGAGCAGCAGUUCUGAGGAGCUGGUCCCCAGCCCGCCGUCCCCGCCGCCCCCUCCUCGAGUCUACAAACCCUGCUUCGUGUGCCAGGACAAGUCAUCUGGAUAUCAUUAUGGCGUCAGCGCCUGUGAGGGCUGCAAGGGAUUUUUCCGCAGAAGCAUCCAGAAGAACAUGGUGUACACGUGUCACCGUGACAAGAACUGCAUUAUUAACAAAGUGACGAGGAACCGCUGCCAGUACUGCCGCCUGCAGAAGUGCUUCACAGUCGGAAUGUCCAAAGAGUCUGUCCGAAAUGACCGGAAUAAGAAGAAAAAGGAGAGUCCGAAGCCAGAGCUGGCGGAGAGCUACGAGCUGACAGCUGAGUUGGAAACCAUCAUUGAAAAGAUUCGAAAGGCCCAUCAAGAAACCUUCCCCUCCCUCUGCCAGCUUGGCAAGUACACCACGAACUCAAGCGCAGACCACCGUGUGAGGCUGGACCUGGGCCUGUGGGACAAGUUCAGCGAGCUGGCCACUAAGUGUAUUAUAAAAAUUGUGGAGUUCGCCAAACGAGUGCCUGGCUUCACGGGGCUGACCAUCGCCGAUCAGAUCACGCUCCUGAAAGCUGCCUGCCUGGACAUUCUGAUCCUGCGAAUCUGUACAAGGUACACCCCGGACCAGGACACCAUGACCUUCUCAGACGGCCUGACCCUCAAUCGGACACAGAUGCACAACGCCGGCUUCGGCCCCCUCACCGACCUGGUCUUCACCUUUGCCAACCAGCUGCUUCCCAUCGAAAUGGACGACACAGAAACAGGGCUCCUCAGCGCCAUCUGUCUCAUCUCUGGAGACCGUCAGGACCUGGAGGAACCUUCCAAGGUGGACCAGCUCCAGGAGCCACUUCUGGAAGCUCUGAAGAUCUACGUGAGGAAGCGUCGGCCCAGUAAACCACACAUGUUCCCCAAAACCCUGAUGAAGAUCACAGACCUGCGCAGCAUCAGUGCUAAAGGAGCAGAGCGGGUUAUCUCUCUGAAGAUGGAGAUCCCAGGUUCAAUGCCACCACUCAUACAGGAGAUGUUAGAAAACUCUGAGGGCCAAGACAGCCAGAGCAGCAGCAGCGGUGGCAGCAGCACUUCAGUGGAGGCAGUGAGCAGCCCCAGUAGCAAGGGCAGCCCCAAGGAGGACACCGCCUCUCCAGAAUCACCACAGUCGUUGGACACAGAGGGUGCUGUGGCCACACCACCGAGUGACGAGCUCUAAGAGGUGUCGGUAGGCACCUUUGACACAUCCCUUUGCACAAAAAAAGCAAGUUGACAGCUGGAAAUGGCGACUGCCCCCAAGAAUCCCUCCUUUGCCUGGUAUUAUGUUAUCUGUAUAUCAUAUUUUUCCUCCCCUGAAAAACAAAACAACAUGGAGGCCUCAAAGGAUUAAUGCUUUGUGUCAUUUUGAGUGCAGCUCUUAUUGGGUGCAGUGUCCCAGCGAGGGAGCCAGUCUGUGGCCCUCACAGGUCCCUGAAGGCAGAGGCGAUGCUCCUCGGGUCUCCUGUGUAAAUUCUUAUCUGCAUGACGGGAGUUUGAUAAUCACUUUUACUGCUCUCUCUCUCUCUCUCUCUCUCUCUCUCUCUCUCUCUCUCUCUCUCUCUCUCUCUCUCUCUCUCUCUCUCACAUCUCUCCACCUCUGGUGUUCUUGGCAUCUAUGUACAUUGUACAUACCAUCGUGUGGUUCCAUCUCUGUUUCUAUGAUGAAUUUUGUGGUGCUUUUUUCAAUUUCUUAAAUAUUAUCUUUGAGGCGACACACAGAGAUUUAAAGUGGGACUGAUUGUAAGUCUCUGAAAAAAGUUAUCUAGAAUGUUACUGCAUAUAGACAUUAUGGAAGUCUAAUAUUUUAUAUGUGUUGCUAUAUUUAAAAUCAUUUUUGUCUUUUAUAACACUUAUU